AUGGCGGGUCCCUUACGGCGAGGCCGUCUCUGGCUUGGUGUCGCCUUCAUCUGGAUCUUGUGCUUCUGGUACUGGUCAAGUUCGGACUCUGCCCUCACGUUGUUUGGCAAAAAUGAUCCUCUUGCUGGGACAGGCACCAGUGCCUGGACUCGAAGGCUGCCUAAAUACCCCAUUGCUCAGGAGAAAUUAGCCGUCUUGCCCAAGAUCAACGGAGAUGUCAAGGUACCCAAAAUUCAAGCUGCUGCGCCGGUUGAGAGCACUGCGCAAAAGGAGCUACGGCUGUCACGUCUAGCUGCUGUCAAGAAGAGUUUCGAGCAUAGUUGGAGCGGAUAUUCCAAUUACGCCUGGAUGCACGAUGAAGUGACGCCAAUGACAGGCAAGUCCAAGGACCCCUUUGGUGGUUGGGCUGCGACACUGGUCGACGCUCUUGAUACGCUCUGGAUCAUGGACAUGAAGGAAGAAUUCACAAAGGCCGUUGCUGCCGCGGACGGCAUCGACUUUACUAGGAGUUCCAUGACUACUAUUAACAUUUUUGAGACCACUAUUCGCUAUCUCGGCGGAUUCUUGUCGGCUUACGAGCUGAGCGGCAGAGCCCACCCUAUCCUCCUGAAGAAGGCUAUUGAGCUUGGAGAUCUUCUCAUGUGCGCAUUUGAUACACCCAACCAUAUGCCCGUUACCCGUUGGGAAUGGAAAAAAUACGCCUAUGGACACUCCCAGUCCCCUUCCCGAGAUGCUCUUGUCUCCGAGCUUGGCUCAAUGAGUUUGGAGCUUACCAAACUGUCUCAGCUCACUGGCAACAUGAAAUUUUAUGAUGCGGUCAAGAGGAUUGGAGAUCAGUUCGAGUCUACGCAGCUUAACACUCGUCUUCCCGGUAUGUGGCCGGUAGUCGUUGAUGCUUACACGCCAGCCUUCCAUGCCGGCUCAGACUUCACACUUGGCGGAAUGUCUGAUUCUCUCUAUGAGUAUCUUCCCAAAUGGUAUCUCCUUCUUGGAGGUCAACUAGAGCAACCCCGCCGACUGUACGAGAACUUCAUCCCUGUUGCAAUCAAGCAUUUGUUCAAGAAAGCAUUGACGCCUUGGGACAAGCCGAUCCUUAUCUCUGGAGAUUACAAAGUUACGGAUUUGCCAGGAGAGCAACCAAAAUACACUUCUGUUGCGCGAGGUCAGCAUCUUACCUGCUUCGCCGGUGGCAUGAUGGCAAUGGGCAGCAAAGUUUUCAACCGCCCAGACGAUCUCAAGAUUGCUGCCCAACUCACAGAUGGCUGCGUCUGGGCUUAUCAGGCUACCCAGACUGGACUUGGACCUGAGGUUUUCACCUUCAUCCCAUGUGGCAGCGCAGAUGCAAAGGAAGCAGGCGACUGUACUUGGAGCGAAGAUAGGUGGCUCAAGGCCAUCGAAGAGCAGCAUGCUCCCGACUUCAAGCCUCCCCCGAUGAAAGGAUCAGAAUGGAAGACACCUACCGUUCAGGACAUCAUCAAGAAGCACAAUCUCCCCAAGGGCAUGAUAGAUGUGAGCGAUGGGCGGUACAUCCUACGACCGGAGGCUAUCGAGUCCAUCUUCAUCAUGUACCGAGUCACUGGUGAUGCGCAGUGGAUGGAGAAGGCAUGGACUAUGUUUGAAACGAUCGAGAAAGUGACACGAACAGAGAUUGCUGCUUCAGCGAUAGAAGACGUUACCAAAGCCGAACCUACCAAGAUGGACAGCAUGGAGAGUUUUUGGUUGGCCGAGACGCUCAAGUACUUCUAUCUCAUCUUCAGUGAAUUUGAUGUGAUCAGCCUGGAUGAGUGGGUGCUGAACACAGAAGCACACCCUCUGAGUCGCCCAGAUACCAAGUCAAAGUAA
Fusarium sp. VM40 is the source of this 1842-nucleotide messenger RNA. NCBI's taxonomy places the organism in Eukaryota, Fungi, Ascomycota, Sordariomycetes, Hypocreales, Nectriaceae. The record is from the annotation of a GenBank genome assembly.